Phalaenopsis equestris is the source of this 1566-nucleotide messenger RNA. Its product is annotated as 2-carboxy-1,4-naphthoquinone phytyltransferase, chloroplastic. The record is from RefSeq and is a predicted model, not a curated record. Lineage: Eukaryota; Viridiplantae; Streptophyta; Magnoliopsida; Asparagales; Orchidaceae. Gene Ontology annotation, cellular component: membrane. Gene Ontology annotation, molecular function: prenyltransferase activity. The transcript is spliced from 10 exons. Gene Ontology annotation, biological process: phylloquinone biosynthetic process. The coding region runs from base 118 to 1284 and encodes 388 amino acids.
UCCUUAUCUAAUCCAUUUGGGAGGACCAACCAAGUCAAGACUGCUGUCGGUAAACCUAAGCCUUACCUGAGCUUCGCCUGCAUCAUGUAGCACCUCCUCAACGCGCGCUUACUCAUCAUGGGAUCAGUUGUGGCUGGAAAAUUUCACCAUCCUUGCUUCUUCCCACUUGUUUCCGGCCCCUGUCUUCGACCUCCUCCCUGCUAUAGAGUCUUUCCGCCAGUUACAAGCUGUAGGAAAUGGAUAGUAAGUGAAAAAACACAUGGGCAUCUUUCGGCACUGAAAUGCUCAUCCCAACCGCUUGCUGUCAGCCUUAGGGCGGCGGAAAAGGAAGAAGGCGAAGCGGAUGGGAUGUCCAGGACGACCCUCAUAUGGAGGGCAGCCAAAUUACCUAUAUAUUCUGUGGCAAUGGUGCCUCUGACCGUAGGCUCUGCUGCAGCAUAUUUUCAAACUGGCUUUUUCUCUGCCAAGCGUUAUCUUUUGCUCUUCUUUGCAUCAGUUCUCAUCAUUGCUUGGCUCAAUUUGAGCAAUGAUGUCCAUGAUUAUGAAACCGGGGUGGAUAAAAACAAAAAGGAGUCGGUUAUUAACAUUAUUGGCAGUCAGACAGCUACCCAUAAUGCAGCCGUUACAUCUCUUGUGCUCGGCUUUAUGGGGCUCAUUUGGGCAUGUGCAGAAGCAGGAGAUAUCCGUUUCAUUUUGCUAGUUUCAUCUGCUAUCUUAUGUGGUUAUGUUUAUCAGUGUCCUCCAUUCAGACUGAGCUACCAUGGACUUGGAGAACCGUUGUGCUUUUCAGCCUUUGGUCCUUUUGCCACAACAGCUUUCUAUUUCGCACAAAGCAGUAAAAACACACCAAGUGGCAUGAACUCCCUCCCAUUAAGCUCUACAGUUUUAUGUGCUUCAGUACUGGUUGGACUCACCACCACCUUCAUUCUCUUCUGCAGUCAUUUUCACCAGAUUGAUGGAGAUAGCGCUGUUGGGAAGAUGUCCCCUCUGGUUCGUAUGGGAACAGAAGCAGGCUCGAACCUGAUGAGAAUUGGAAUUUUAGUACUUUAUACUUUCUUGUUUACUUCUAGCGCAUGCAAAUAUCUUCCUUUGCCCUGUGCAUUUCUUUGUGCCAUCACCAUUCCGAUGGCCAAACUUGUUAUGGACUUCAUUGAGAAAAAUCAUAAUAAUGAAGUCAAGAUCUUCAUGGCAAAGUAUUACUGUGUUCGGUUACAUUCCUUAUUUGGAGCUGCACUAGCUGUUGGUCUUGUAGUUGCUAGACGCGGAUUUCAUGGCGUAGGCUAGCUUCUCACAGAACAGUCGAAGAAAUGCGGGCUUCAGGUCUCAGCGAAAGCUCUCCUUUCUUCUAAACUUCAAAGACGAGGCCAUUCUCUUCUCGAGCUAAAACUUGCUGUGCUAUGGUGCCAGUGCAGAGGUGAACUUUUCUGUAAUGAAUUUGGUUUCUUUCAAUGAGAAUCAUUGCUUAGAGUGUUCCAGGAAAGCUUUAAUUAUGGAAGAUUUUGGGGAAGUGUCUGAAGUGUUUUUUUGCAAAUGUUGAUCACUUGGUUGGAAAUGUUGCAUUGAGUU